Verruconis gallopava is the source of this 1573-nucleotide messenger RNA. RefSeq lists its product as uncharacterized. Gene Ontology annotation, biological process: N-acylphosphatidylethanolamine metabolic process; N-acylethanolamine metabolic process. The record is from RefSeq and is a predicted model, not a curated record. The coding region runs from base 163 to 1338 and encodes 391 amino acids. NCBI's taxonomy places the organism in Eukaryota, Fungi, Ascomycota, Dothideomycetes, Venturiales, Sympoventuriaceae. The transcript has a single exon. Gene Ontology annotation, cellular component: membrane-bounded organelle; cytoplasm. Gene Ontology annotation, molecular function: zinc ion binding; N-acylphosphatidylethanolamine-specific phospholipase D activity.
CAGCCAUCGGAGUUAUCAAUUCGUCCGACCAAAAUGCACCAGCACGAGCGCUUGGUCCGCGUAUGCUAGUCCAGCUUUUGACAUCAUGAAGUUGCUCCUAUAUCCUCAUAUAAGUCCAAGAAUGUGCCGACCUGUGUGAACAUUUGCACCGAUCAGAUUAAUAUGUCAUUUUCUUCGAAUCCCCCUCCGUCCACGAGUGUGAAGCUGCUCAGCCGACGAAAGUACUUAGGAGCUCCGGACCAUCAUGUCAAUAGCCCUCCUACUUCAUUCAGAAACCCAUGGCCCUCAGCAAAAGCUGCCUCUCCCUCAGUCAUGAGCCUCCUCGCUACGCGAUUUGGCUGGGGGAAUGAGAAGAAGAACUAUGUGCCAGUUCCGUCCACACGUGAUGAGCUGGUCAAGAUCAGAACCCCGAACUGGGGAUUCGAUCAGCAAGACAAACUUCGUGCCACGUGGUUUGGACAUGCCAGCUUUUUGGCUGAGCUACCCGUAGCGGACGGAGCCAAGAGAGGAUUGAGAAUAUUGCUUGACCCUGUGUUUGCUACCCAGAUGGGUCCGUGGGCACGCAUAGGUCCAAAAAGGUUCAGUCCGCUGCCAUGCGCAUUAGAGGAUGUACCAGAUGUCGAUCUUGUUCUAAUAUCGCACAAUCACUACGACCAUUUAGAUGUGGACGCAAUUAGGACGUUGUAUGCACGUAGGACGAAUGCUGUGCACUUCCUCUGUGGUCUGAAUAAUAAAAGCUGGUUCGUGUCAUGUGGAAUACCUGCGGAUCAAGUCACAGAACUCGAUUGGUGGGACGAGAUUGAGGCCACUGUUGAUGGCGUCGGUUCCGCAAAGAUCGUCUGCACACCAGCACAGCACACCUCAGCAAGGACUCCUUCCGACAGAAAUUGCACUCUGUGGUGCUCUUGGGUGGUGCAAAACAUCUCAGAUGGAAACAGGAAAAAUCUGUUUUUCGCAGGCGAUACGGGUUAUCGGUCUAUCACGAAAGAAGAUCUCAAUACUAACGAAAAGUCACUUCCGCGAUGUCCCGCAUUUGAAGAGAUAGGCGAGUUAUACGGACCAUUUGACCUUGCCUUGCUACCAAUCGGGUGUUUUUUGCCAAGGACAUUCAUGUCAUUAGUACAUUGCGCGCCAGAAGACGCAGUUUGCAUACAUCAAGAUAUCAAAAGUAAAAAAUCAAUUGGUAUGCACUACGGUACUAUCCGCGGAGGGAUUAGCGGACAGUAUGAGGAGGUCACGCUUCCACCAAGAAGGUUUGAAGAAAAAGCAAGAGAGGCAGGCUUGAAAUGGGGGGAGGAAAUAGGGUUAUGUGACAUUGGAGAGACUGUCGCAGUUUAAAGUAAAAAGAUUUGUUCGUCCCGACAAUAUUACUGACAAGUUACACAAGCCGUUAAACAUGAGGUUGAUAUGGCUGAUGGUCUAAAUUCCUCCAUAAGCCAAAUCGCUAAGGAAGUGGUUGACAUUCCUUCCGGUGGUACUCUUAUUUCGCUCUACUAUGACCUUAGGUAGAUCCUAAGACUAAACUGAUCGCUUUUUCAAGACUAGGUGAGGCCACUUUACAUGUUAUUUACCC